This is a messenger RNA of Colletotrichum fioriniae, 681 nucleotides long. RefSeq lists its product as uncharacterized. The record is from RefSeq and is a predicted model, not a curated record. NCBI's taxonomy places the organism in Eukaryota, Fungi, Ascomycota, Sordariomycetes, Glomerellales, Glomerellaceae. Gene Ontology annotation, molecular function: heme binding; monooxygenase activity; oxidoreductase activity, acting on paired donors, with incorporation or reduction of molecular oxygen.
AUGGGCAGCGAGAAGCAAGACCUGACGCUCGACGCGGAUGCAUUCUUCAGUAAUGCCAUGGGCCUGACCCUGGCCGGAUACCAGACAACAGCUACGACACUGGCCGCCACUUUCUACCACAUCUUGCGCUAUCCUGAGGCGUAUAACAGAGUUUGCUUCGAGAUCCGCUCGACCUUUGCCAGUGACGAAGAAAUCACAGGAGCGCGCCUCGGUAGGCUGCCAUUCCUGAACGCCUGUAUCCGGGAGACCCUGAGGUUGCUUCCACCCGCAAACGGCAAAACGGCGCAGCGUACUGCUCCCUCAUGCACCAUAGAUGGGGUGCACAUCCCUGCCGGUACCACAGUAUCCGCUGAUCUUUACACGAUCCAAAGGUCACCGGAGUACUUCGCAGAUCCCGCCACCUUCCGCCCUGAGAGAUGGCUCGAUAGUGUGGAAGAUACUGAGUUCAAGGGGGACAACAGGACCGCGUAUCGUCCUUUCCUUAUUGGAAGCAGGGCAUGUAUCGGCAGGGAGAUGGCGCAGCAGAGCAUCCGACUCAUUGUUGGAAAAUUGCUUUGGACAUAUGAUUUUCAGCAGCUGGAUCAGGACGGGUUUGUUUGGGAGCGCGACGCUGGCAGUAGUCUCAUUUACACGGAUUACAAGGUCAUGGUACAUGUGAUGAAAGCUAGCGGCAGAUCAUAA